GGACAACAUGGCCGCGCCCGCGCGAGGGCCGGCUCGUGGCCGCUGCACCGGCCUAGGUUUCGUCCUGUUGCUGCCGCUGCUCCUGCUGCCGGUCCAGGCGGCAGGGAGCGAAGAGACCGGGGCCGGCUCGGGCGCGGCGUCCCUCGGGGGCUCGUGCGGUUGCGGCACUCCCCAGCGGUCCGGGGCCCACGGCAGCUCGGCGGCCGCGCACCGGUACUCGCGGGAGGCGAACGCCCGGGGCUCGGGCCCCGGAGAGCGGCCUCUCGCGCCCACCAAGAUGGUCCCCAUCCCUGCUGGAGUAUUUACCAUGGGUACAGACGAUCCUCAGAUAAAGCAGGAUGGGGAAGCACCUGCGAGGAGAGUCGCUAUUGAUGCCUUUUACAUGGAUGCCUAUGAAGUCAGUAAUGCUGAAUUUGAGAAGUUUGUGAACUCAACUGGCUAUUUGACAGAGGCUGAGAAGUUUGGUGACUCCUUUGUCUUUGAAGGCAUGUUGAGUGAGCAGGUGAAGAGUGAUAUCCAACAGGCAGUUGCAGCUGCUCCCUGGUGGUUACCUGUUAAAGGCGCUAACUGGAGACACCCAGAAGGGCCCGACUCUACAGUUCUGCACAGGCCCGAUCAUCCCGUUCUCCAUGUCUCCUGGAACGAUGCUGUCGCCUACUGCGCCUGGGCGGGAAAGCGGUUGCCCACAGAAGCUGAGUGGGAAUACAGUUGUCGAGGAGGUCUGCAAAAUAGACUUUUCCCCUGGGGCAACAAACUGCAGCCGAAAGGCCAACAUUAUGCCAACAUUUGGCAGGGCGAGUUUCCUGUGACCAACACUGGAGAGGAUGGCUUCCGAGGAACUGCGCCUGUUGAUGCCUUUCCUCCCAAUGGUUAUGGCUUAUACAAUAUAGUAGGGAAUGCAUGGGAGUGGACUUCAGACUGGUGGACUGUUCACCAUUCUGUUGAAGAGACGCUUAACCCAGUACCAUUCUGGAAGCUGCAAGACCUGUUAGGAGGCUCUUGUAAUAAUCCAGAAAGGCCCCCCUUCUGGGAAAGACCGGGUGAAGAAAGGUGGAUCCUACAUGUGCCAUAAGUCCUACUGCUAUAGGUACCGCUGUGCUGCUCGAAGCCAGAACACCCCUGACAGCUCUGCUUCAAAUCUGGGAUUCCGCUGUGCAGCCGACCACCUGCCCACCUCGGGCUAAGAACCAAGAAGAGCCUUCCCAAGUCCAAGAAGAAGUCGUGUCAACCCUGCACUCGGCUUCCCUCAGAACGCUGAACAACCUCGUGUGAAUUCCCACCCCGAGGUGGGUUCCAUGCCUGCCCAGUGGCCAAAGGAACUGCCUUGUGAGACCAAAUCGCUGACCUGCAUCAGCAUAUGCGCUUUAUUGUGUGGUGCAUCUCUGGAGAUCAUCGCCAUGUUUGACUUUGAGAGUCUUUUAAAGAGGAAGGGGCGUGGAGGGAACCCUGAGCUUGGCUGCAGGAGGCCUACCUUCUGCCUGGGGUCUGCCACGGGGUCAGAUCCCGGGGUCCCACACUUGACCUUCCUGGGCCUCAGUGACCUCAUCUAUCGAGUGAGGGGAUGCACAGCAUGAUGUCUGAGGCUCACUCCAACUCCCAAAUUCUAUGAGUAUAUCAGAUUCUAUCGUGAUUUCAUAGUGAGAAUUUAUGACAGAUUAUUUUUUAGCUAUUUUUUUCCAUGUGUGAACCUUGGGUGAUACUAAUCAUGUAAGAUAAGAGUUCUCUUGUGUAUUAUUUUCAGAAGAGGAUAGUGGGGUGCUGGUGAUGAGUCUUUAUAUUCAUACUGCACUUUGUUUUUUCAAGGAAAUCAGUGUCUUUUACAUUGUUAUGAUGAGUCCCACAUGGGCCAGUGAUGGUGCACUCAAGUUCAGCAAUCUGAACACGCAGGAAUGUCUGUGGGGUGAUUCUACUGUGCUUUAUCUUUUAACAUUAAGUGCCUUUGGUUCAGGGGGACAGUUAUAAGCCGAGUUUUCCCCUUUCCCCAAAGCCUUUGGUGAAUGUGAAAUGUGGGCUAAACAGAGAAACCUGUUUAAUUCUAGAUGUAGGAGAAAAGAAUGAGAACCUUGAAUUAACUAUAUUCAGGGUAUACAGUGUUUUGUAAUAGGGAAGUAGGAAAUCUUGUUGGCUGUGGAAAAUCAGAUGCUUUGAAUCAUGCAUAAUAUAGAAUAAACUGGUAUCUGCUAAAUCAGG
This is a messenger RNA of Equus quagga, 2190 nucleotides long. RefSeq names its product sulfatase modifying factor 1 (gene SUMF1). Bases 8 to 1072 code for a protein of 354 amino acids. The record is from RefSeq and is a predicted model, not a curated record. The transcript has 10 exons. Lineage: Eukaryota; Metazoa; Chordata; Mammalia; Perissodactyla; Equidae. Gene Ontology annotation, cellular component: endoplasmic reticulum.